Protopterus annectens (West African lungfish) is the source of this 1570-nucleotide messenger RNA. It is a transcript of the gene ADPRHL1, whose product is annotated as ADP-ribosylhydrolase like 1. Bases 128 to 1192 code for a protein of 354 amino acids. Gene Ontology annotation, biological process: protein de-ADP-ribosylation. NCBI's taxonomy places the organism in Eukaryota, Metazoa, Chordata, Ceratodontiformes, Protopteridae. Gene Ontology annotation, molecular function: magnesium ion binding; ADP-ribosylarginine-[protein] hydrolase activity. The record is from RefSeq and is a predicted model, not a curated record. The transcript has 7 exons.
CAGCACAGCAGCCAAUAAAGUGCCUCCCUGAGGGAGCAGAGCAGUCAUUACUAGUGUGCGUGUCUGGAUUGUCCAAGGCAGAGAAAGACCCUUUAGAAAGUGACUGACAGUGACAUUUUUUUUAAUAAUGGAGAAGUUUAAGGCAGCAAUGGUACUUGGAGGUGUAGGAGAUGCUCUGGGAUUCAGAAAUUCUAGUUGGGAAGACUAUGCAUCUGGAAAGACAAUCCAGAAAGAACUGAAGCAGCUGGGAGGCCUUGAGAAGCUGGUGCUGGAUGAAGAGAACUGGCCAGUUAGUGAUGACACGCUCAUGCACAUGGCCACAGCAGAGGCACUUACAUCAGAUUACUGGUCCCUGGAAGACCUGUAUCGGGAAAUGGUAAGACUGUAUGUGUCAGCAGUUGAAAAGAUCCAGGGAAGACGACCUGACCCUGCCACAGUUGAAGGAUGCUUGCAGCUAAAGCCCAACAACUACAUCCUAGCAUGGCACACACCAUUCAAUGAAAAAGCAUCUGGUUUUGGGGCAGCUACAAAAGCCAUGUGCAUUGGUAUGAGAUACUGGCAACCAGAAAGAAUAGAGAACCUUGUAGAAGUAAGCAUUGAAUGUGGACGAAUGACUCACAACCACCCAACAGGAUUUUUGGGAUCAUUCUGCACAGCAUUAUUUGCCUCCUUUGCCAUUCAAGGUAAACCAGUAGUGCAGUGGGGAAGGGACAUGUUAAAAAGAUUGCCUAUGGCUGAAGAGUACUGCCGGAAGACAAUACGGCACAUGGCAGAAUACCAAGAGCAUUGGUUUUACUUUGAAGCCAAAUGGCAGUUCUACUUGGAGGAAAGACAGAUUGCAGAGGACGGUGAAAAUAAACCAGCUUUUCCAGACCAUUAUGAUGUAGAAGAGAUGGAUAAAACAUACAGGAGAUGGAGUUCAGAGGGAAGACCAGGAAGAAGGGGCCAUGAUGCUCCAAUGAUUGCAUAUGAUGCUCUUUUGGGAGCAGGAAGUAACUGGGCAGAGUUGUGCAGCCGAGCAAUAUUUCAUGGAGGUGAGAGUGGAGCUACUGGGUCCAUCGCUGGCUGUCUAUAUGGACUGAUGUAUGACCUGAAUAACAUACCCAAAGGCCUGUAUGAGAAGCUUGAAAACAGGGAAAGGUUGGAGCACCUUGGUGAGGCACUGUAUCGCUCAUCGAAAGAAGAAAAGUAAAGCUGUUUUGACAUUUUUCAUUUCCAUAAACUGUGCUUAAUGUAGGUUUUGAAACAAGAGUGCAUAUUAUGUCAAUGCGAUAUGAAAAUUUAGGAUGUUGAAUGUGUACAGAGAUAAAUAGACUGCAAGUAUUUCAGUUGCUUAGGAAAACAUUUUUUUCACUAAAAUAGACUCCUGUUCUUUAUUAAAGUUUAUAGCAUUAACAUUUGGUGCUGACCAGUAUAAUCAAUAUUUUAUUGCUUUUUUUCUUAAAUGAAAAAACAUUGUCUUUUUUUACUUGUUUUUGACAUCAAAUAUAUCUCCUAAUGAAUGUGUGAUGCAAAUAAAGACUGGUAUAGUCCUUCAUCAGCCGUGAGUUUUAUCCUGGUAAAAGUGAAA